This is a messenger RNA of Helianthus annuus (common sunflower), 2101 nucleotides long. RefSeq names its product nucleobase-ascorbate transporter 3-like. Gene Ontology annotation, biological process: transmembrane transport. The record is from RefSeq and is a predicted model, not a curated record. The coding region runs from base 225 to 1883 and encodes 552 amino acids. Gene Ontology annotation, cellular component: plasmodesma; plasma membrane. NCBI's taxonomy places the organism in Eukaryota, Viridiplantae, Streptophyta, Magnoliopsida, Asterales, Asteraceae. The transcript is spliced from 14 exons. Gene Ontology annotation, molecular function: transmembrane transporter activity.
UAAAUGCGUUGCGGCCCCCAACGCCAGACAAAUCUCUCUCUCUCUCCUCUCUCUCUCUCUCUCUCUCUCAUCACAUGGACGAUAAGCCCACAAGAAUUUAUAUUUUUAUAUAAUUAUUAUUAUUGUUUAUUAGUUGUACAUUUUAAAGCCAGACACUUGAAGUCAUCUUUUUAUCGUAACCGUUCAAGAAUUUCGGCUGCCGGAAACUGAACAGAAAAAUAAUUAUGGUGGAAAACGGACACCACCACCACAACCACCACCCACCAGCUGUCGUGGCUGCGCCGCCCAUGAUACACGCGCCGCUGGGUGCGGCUAGAGGACCUGCUUAUCCACCUGCUGAACAGCUUACCUCACUUAAUUAUUGCAUCCAUUCUAAUCCUUCAUGGCCCCAAACUGUUUUGCUUGGAUUCCAACACUAUAUUGUGAUGCUGGGAAGUGUUGUUAUGAUCGCUACUAGGCUUGUUCCUCGAAUGGGCGGUAAUCAUGAAGAUAAGGCUCGGGUAAUUCAAACCGUGUUAUUUAUGUCGGGUUUGAACACCCUUUUGCAAACUUUGAUCGGUAACAGGCUUCCUACAGUCAUGGGACCGUCUUUUGCUUAUAUCUUAUCCGUGCUAGCAAUUAUAAAUGAUUUUGCAGAUGAAGAUUUCUCAUCUGAGCAUCAGAGAUUUGAACACACUAUAAGGGCUAUUCAAGGAGCCUUGAUAAUAUCUUCAUUCGUCAAUAUUAUUAUCGGAUUUAGUAGGGCAUGGGGAGACUUCACUAAGUUUUUCAGUCCUGUUGUUAUCGUUGCAUACGUUUGUGUAGUCGGUCUUGGUUUAUUUGGAAGGGGGUUUCCUGAGCUUGCCAACUGUGCGGAGAUAGGCCUACCUAUGCUUGUAUUUUUGGUUGUCUUCCAACAGUAUUUGAAGCGGCUCCAUCAUCGGGCCCACUCUAUUCUCGAAAGAUUCGCAUUGCUUUUUUGUAUUGCACUCGUGUGGGCUUUUGCUGCUAUCCUCACUGUAGCCGGUGCUUAUAAUAACGUCGGUCAGCAAACAAAGCUUAGUUGCAGGACGGAUCGUUCCUAUCUCAUUGAAUCCGCUCCAUGGGUAAAAAUUUCGUACCCGUUUCAAUGGGGUACGCCUAUAUUCAGAGCAAGUCAUGUUUUCGGAAUGAUGGGGGCCGCUCUUGUUUCGACAGUAGAGUCAACAGGCACGUUUUAUGCUGCGUCGCGUUUCGCGGGUGCUACACCGCCACCAGCACAUGUCAUUAGCCGAAGCAUUGGUUUUCAGGGCAUCGGCCAGUUAUUCGACGGGAUGUUUGGUUCCAUCGUCGGGAAUACUGCAUCUGUAGAAAAUGUCGGACUUCUUGGGCUAACUCACGUAGGGAGUCGAAGAGUGGUUCAAGUAUCGGCCGCUUUCAUGUUAUUCUUCUCCAUAUUCGGUAAAUUCGGGGCGUUCUUUGCAUCAAUCCCUCUACCGAUAUUUGCAGCCAUUUAUUGCGUCCUGUACGGUCUUGUUGCUGCUGUUGGAGUUACCUUUAUUCAAUUUACAAACAAUAAUUCCAUGAGAAAUAUCUACAUUUUGGGAUCCUCUCUUUUCCUUGGAAUAUCGAUAUCACAAUAUUUUGUUAUGAAUACUGACUAUGCACGCUCGGGUGAGGGACCCGUUCGUUCUAAUGGUGGAUGGUUUAAUGAUAUAUUAAACACUAUAUUUUCUUCGCCUCCAACGGUGGCUAUGAUGGUGGGGACGUUAUUGGACAACACGUUGGAUGCUCACGAUGCACAUGACGAUAGAGGUGUGCCAUGGUGGAAGCCUUUCCAGCACCGUAAAGGAGAUGGCAGAAACGAGGAGUUUUAUAGUUUUCCUCUCAGAAUCAACGAGUACAUGCCUAGAAGAUAUCUAUGAUUUGGUAUACAUACCUGUUUAUGGAUGUAAGUAACUAAAUUUUGAAAGCAUGGUAAAAUACCUAGUGUUAGAUUGAAAGUCUAUGAAAACCGGGGUGUAAGUUUUGUAUGGUUGUAUCGAGGACGUUCAAAGAACCGUCUCAAUUGUUUUCUUUGAAAGCCAGGUAUAAGUCAAAGAACCGUUUGUUGAUGCUCAAGUCUAACGAGAGUUGUUGAACC